This is a messenger RNA of Candoia aspera, 948 nucleotides long. RefSeq names its product cyclin-dependent kinase 5 activator 1-like. The transcript has a single exon. The record is from RefSeq and is a predicted model, not a curated record. The coding region runs from base 1 to 948 and encodes 315 amino acids. Gene Ontology annotation, cellular component: growth cone; cytoplasm; protein kinase 5 complex. Gene Ontology annotation, biological process: axon guidance; brain development. Lineage: Eukaryota; Metazoa; Chordata; Lepidosauria; Squamata; Candoiidae. Gene Ontology annotation, molecular function: cyclin-dependent protein serine/threonine kinase activator activity; protein kinase binding.
AUGGGCACCGUGCUGUCGCUCUCUCCCGGCGGCGGGGGGAAAGCCAGCCUGCCCGAGGAGGGCUCAACCAGCUCGCUGGCCCACUACCCCGGUCUGCCCAGCGCCAAAGGCGGCGGGCAGAAGGCUGACAAGACCCUGAAGCGGCCCUCCAUGUUCAUCCCAGCCCUGACCUGGAAGCGGCUGGUGGCCUCCACCAAGAAGCGGGGUGCCCGGGCCAAGGGCUCGGCCCUCCCCAGCAAGAACUACCCACUGGGCAAGGAGGUGGCCCACCUCAACCACGAGAAUGCUCAGAAGUCCCUCUCCUGCGCCAACCUCUCUGGCUACGAGGACGGCGGGCAGCCCCUGGCCCCCCUCGGCACCAAGGGCCCCUCCGCCGCUGCCGGCUCAGCCGCUGCCUUGCUGAAGCCCGGCCUGGGGGGCACCACCACUGCCGCCUCCCCCCGGCGGGUGAUUGUCCAGGCCUCCACCAGCGAGCUGCUGAAGUGCCUGGGCGAGUUCCUGUGCCGGCGCUGCUACCGCCUGAAGCAGCUCUCACCCACCGAGCCCAUCCUGUGGCUGCGCAGUGUGGACCGCUCCCUGCUGCUGCAGGGCUGGCAGGACCAGGCCUUCGUCACGCCCGCCAACGUGGUCUUCGUCUACCUGCUGUGCCGGGAGAUGAUCGACGGGGACCUGGUGGCCAGCGAGCAGGAGCUCCAGGCGGCCCUGCUCACCUGCCUCUACCUGUCCUACUCCUACAUGGGCAACGAGAUCUCCUACCCACUGAAGCCCUUCCUGGUGGAGGCCUCCAAGGACGUCUUCUGGAACCGCUGCCUGCGCAUCAUCAACGCCAUGAGCGCCAGGAUGCUCCGGAUCAACGCAGACCCACACUACUUUACUCAGGUCUUUGCGGACCUCAAAAACGAAGGCAACGCCGCCCCCGAGGACUUUGCCCGCGUCUUGGACCGGUGA